AUCUGGCUGUCUGUGUCACCUCCAACCCAGUUUCAAACAAGCGCUAAUGUUUAGUUGGUAACUGAAAGUCAGCCUUGCUAUCAACCAAAACAUGUUCAUUUUGUACACAACAUUUGAUGUUGGAACGGUGGACAGGAGGGCUUUUCGCCGUUUCAGGUGGGUGGGGUUUUCUUCCAAAUUGGGAUGUUCUCUAUCUCCUUCUGCCAUUUCCCGUCUGGAGAAAAUUGAGGCUUUGCGAGGGAAAACAUGGACGAGGAUGGGUUACUCCCAAGGUCUACUCUUUUACCACCAAAGCCUCACAUGAUUGGUGAAGAUGACUUGAUACAGAGUGACUCUUCAGUUACCCCCAUGGUUGUUUUCAGCACCUUUGUUGCUGUCUGUGGUUCAUUUGGUUCUGGGUGUUCUUCAGGAUAUUCAUCCCCUGCUGAAUCCGGAAUCAUGGAAGACCUGGGCCUCUCUACUGCAGCAUACUCAGUGUUUGGUUCAAUACUUACAGUUGGAGGAAUCAUAGGUUCAUUAAUUAACGGGAAGGUGGCAGAUCUCAUUGGUCGAAGAGGUACUAUGUGGUUAUCUGAAUUAUUUUGCAUCAUUGGAUGGUUCUCGAUAGCAUUCUCCAAGGGUGCUUGGUCUCUUGAUCUUGGAAGACUCUCACUGGGAAUUGGAAUUGGUCUGAUUGCUUAUGUUGUACCAGUGUAUAUAGCAGAAAUAACACCCAAGAAUAUCAGAGGAAGUUUUACAUCAGUAUAUCAGUUCACGAUAUGUUGUGGCUUGUCACUGAUGUAUUUCCUUGGAACUGUUGUUUCCUGGCGCACCUUAGCCCUAAUUGGUGCUGUUCCAUCCAUAAUUCAAGUUUUUGCUUUAUUCUUUAUUCCAGAAUCACCUAGAUGGCUGGCUAAGAUUGGUCGAGAGAAGGAGCUAGAAGCUUCUCUACAGCAUCUAAGGGGAAGGAAUGCUGAUAUUUCUCAAGAAGCAGCAGAUAUCGAAAAUUACACAGAAAUAUUCCAAGGGACUUCAGAAGAUAGAUUUCUGGACUUGUUCCAAAAGAGAUAUGCCUAUUCACUUUGUGUUGGAGUAGGGCUGAUGGCGGUCCAAGAAUUAGGAGGCACAAAUGCCAUUUCUUUCUAUGCUAGCUCAAUAUUUGAAGCUGCUGGUUUUUCAAGUAAUAUUGGAACUAUAUCAAUGGCUAUCAUUCAGAUUCCAGCUACUGCUGUGUCAGUACUUGUAGCAGAUAAAUGUGGACGACGUCCUCUACUUAUGGUUUCUGCCACUGGAAUGUGCUUGAGUAGCUUCCUCGUUGGAUUAGCAUUUUGCCUGCAAAACAAGUUUACUUCUAUUCUGGUCUACAUUGGCAUACAGGGUUUUAGUGUUGCUUAUGGCCUAGGCAUGGCAGGCUUAGCAUCGGUUGUGAUGUCAGAGAUAUAUCCAAUAAACAUCAAGGGUUCAGCCGGAAGCCUAUCAACUUUAGUCAAAUGGUCAACGUCUUGGAUUGUGUCAUUCACCUUCAAUUUUAUGGCUGAAUGGAGCGAAGCAGGUACAUUUUUCAUAUACUCGGCAGUCUGCUGUCUUGGUGUUGUAUUUGUCGCAAAGCUAGUUCCAGAGACUAAAGGACGAACAUUAGAAGAAAUACAAGCAUCAGUUGCACAUUCUUAGCAAUAAGAUGUGUUAUGUGGAAAUCCCACGUUUGGAAAAUAAAGAGAGAAUUUGUGUGUUUAAAUAUAGUAUAUUUAUUUGA
Molecule: messenger RNA, 1732 nt
Organism: Rubroshorea leprosula
Lineage: Eukaryota; Viridiplantae; Streptophyta; Magnoliopsida; Malvales; Dipterocarpaceae
Source: the annotation of a GenBank genome assembly